AUGUCCGAGUACUUGUCGUCAUAUGAUGGUCAAAUGCAUGAUCCCACUGGCGUUUAUCCGCUAAAUUGGGAUUCCAAACCGCAACAGUCAACCAAAGUGAACAUACCAAAUAUAUCCAACCAUGAAGAGAAGAAUAUAUACCCUGACUUCAAAGUUUGGAUUCAAACAGAAGAGGAAGACAAAAUUAUGAAAACCCAUCUACAGAAGGGUUUCAUGGAGCCUCACUUUGUAAAGCACGAAGACCAAUCGGGACGACAACUGAUUACCGAACUCCUCACUAGAUCAAACGCUCAGUCACAGCUAACACCCCUUGAAAGAGACAGCAAAUUAGAUCUAAUGGGACAGAUAUUUGUAGAUGCCAUGCAUAAAAGACGCCUGUUCAAUGGAAUAAAAAGCAAAGGCGCUUACAAACCACCUCCUAGAGUGACACUAACUGAACAUAAAAAGGAAGCAUGGCUUAAAAAGUUGGCAAAUCCCAAUAUUCCAUUACAAGAAUUGUCACGGGCAAUACCGCAUGGGUUGAGGAAUAAAAUACUGUUGGAGCAAUGUUUAAACCAUCAGGUACCAAUACCAAGAGCUAUCUGGUUGAUUAAAUGCAUUUCCACCAAUGAGCAACGACAGUUAAAGCGAAAAACUACGAAUGUGUCGGCAAUGACGAUAAAUGCCAAUAAGUGGAUAGUCGAGUGGACUGAGCAAAUAACUUCCUUUUUUGAGUCGAUUAUCGAAGGUUGUUUCAAUCCCACUUUAGCAAAAGAAGUUUGGAGGUUCAGGUUGAACUAUACCAUCGAAUUGGUCGUUAAUUUGUAUUCCGAAGAACUAAUGAAUCAAAUUACAUUUCUUACCUGGAUUAUUAGAUAUGCUUCCCAGAUUAUAAAUAAUGCACAUGUUUUUGCAGACAUCAAGCCAAUUUCAGUUCAUCAGAUGAUCAUCAAACUUUUCUGGUUCAAGAUUAUCAGAUAUGAUUAUCUCACUAAGGAGCUCAGUGAAACGAUGCUUUUGACCUUAGUCAAGGCAAACCAGCUUCCUAGACCUAGCAAGUUUGAUUCAUUGGCCUUGAAGAUUACAGGGAUUUUCCAGUACUUGAUAAAAUACCUUUUUUACUACAAUUCGGACAUUUUCAUCCUCCCUUCAAAUUGGAAUUAUUUGAAACCAUAUUUGAGGAAAGUCUUAGAUAUGCAUUUGCCACCUGUUAGUGACCAAUUCAAACUAAUUGCAUACAGGAAUGAAUCACUAACUAUUGACGAAUUAGACCGAUCAGGACCUAAUGACGAUGAUACUGGAUCGCCAGUCAAUCUUAUACCAAAUGAUAAAUUUUCACUAAUCUUACAUCGGUUGAAUUGCACCGAGAAGGAAAGCAUAUCUUCUUUAUCGAAGUUGGUGUUUGAAGAUUCCAGUUUGUUUGAUUCAACAACCUGGAAGGAUUAUAUGCCUUUGAUUUUUCAAUGGUGUAUUCAGGCGGUUGGGGAGAGAGAGGUUAACUUUCAUAGAAUCAAUAUGGCUUUAUCAAUUUUGCAAUUUAGACAGUCACAGUUGAUCCAAUCGAAGUCUAAAAAAUUUAAGCAGUUUAAAGCGGAUCUCGAAAAUAAGAUAAUUGACUUUGUUUAUUCAAUGUCCGAGGUAUUGAAUUAUCGUAACGAAGAGAAUUCUAAGGGUAGUAUUUAUGAUGUCAACAACUUUCUAGUCCUGAUAAGCAGACUAUAUUCCAUAAAGCUAUUUGUUGUUUCCUCAUAUCUCCGAAGGCUAAUUGCUUCUGGUGUUAUCUAUUUAUCUGAUCCCGAUAGAACGUGCUAUAUUCACAUUCUCAUUUUGAACCUGUUCUCUUCGCUUAAUGAUUCAAACUUAAAAAGCAUUUUGAAAAGACUUAUGGACUCAACCAAGAUAACCAUUGAUAAUCAUGAUUUGACCUCAAUUAAGGAAUCACUUUCCACCUUUUCACAAGUUGUAUUUUCUACAAAAACAGAUAGAGAGAAUUCUCUUGGGCAGUAUAAAUGUAAAGAACCUUUUCCCUUGGACGACCCAACUCAAAUUAACAAGUACAUUCAAUUGAGCGAGUAUUUCUAUCAGCAACUAGAGAAGCAAUUGAAAGAAUCACAGCAAAAAAUUAUUUUGAAUCGCAGCAGGCUGCUGGCUCUUUACGAAUGUUUUCAAAUAUACCCCAUUGGUUUAUCCCGAUUCCUAACACUCCUCUUGGAUAAGCUUAACCAGGAAAGUAAUGAUUUUGAGUUUGAUAACAUGGAGACGUUUGUGGUUUUCUUGAAAAUCGUGUUUGUCAAUAUGAAACUAUUGAAAUUUUCAAUCUUCAGCUCAAAACAGAGUUUAUGGGAGCAUUGUCUAGGUGUACUAUCAUCAUGGAUGGAUUCUAAUAGAUACUGCAUAACUGAAAACCUGCAUAAUGCCAAGCUUCCUACGUUUGUGCUAUCACAAUUUGGAGCAAAGGCUGCAAAGAUAGAAGCGGUUAAGGUUGAUCCUGUAUUUUUAACCGUUGAAGAGCUUUUGUCGUUAGACCUUGCUUCGUACGAGAGGUUAUCUAAUGCUGCAGAGUUUUUCCACCACACCACCUUAGCUAUUACAAGGUACGCUAACGCAGUCAGAGGAGCAGAAGAGUCGGUCAAUAUUGCUUUGAUCAUCAAAUUCAUGAGAAGCUUGUACAGUUGGAAGCAAGAAGAGUUUACAAAAUGUUUGCGGGAUUAUCUUUUCAGGUACUUGAAGCCGACACUUCAGUUAGAAUAUGAAUUGAAUUCCAGAGUGCUACUGAAACUAGUGAUUGACGACUUCAUAAGUAUCAAGCAAAUUGUUGAGAUAUUCCACAUUAAGGCCACUUCAUACACUUUCUUUGAAAACGAUUUCGAUGACGUUCAUUUGCUCUGGGAUGUUUUCUUCAACACAAGGAUUGAGUUUGAUUUUGGAGAGUGGUUUCUGUACGAGUUCUCGAAGUUCUCGUACAUUUCCGACAACCGGAGAAACUAUUACAAGAUACUUUCUGAGAUCAUCUACACUACGUUUCAGAAGGCACCGAUGGAUGAGCCGAUGCAGGAUGGGGUUGUGAACGUUUCGAAUGAUGUUGAGGUUGACAGUGUCGAUGUGGAAGUUGGUGUUCACGUUGGUGUGGACGUGAAUCCCACUGUUGGGGUUGAUGUCAUGGACACGUUCCAUCAUCUGAAUGAUGUGCGAAAGAUCAAUUCGAGCCAACACCGGCGGUUGUUUCAGCAGAAUAUAAUAAACAACAAGCUCCUCUCCACGUUCUGGGAGCUCAUUUCGAGCCACACCGAUCUCUGCAUUGAAUACUACUACGUUCCAGCCGAUGAGUACGACGUUAUCGACGUGCGUAACCUACAGAAGUUUGUGUUCCAGCGGCUCAUGAACUUCCACACGAACAAGGAGUUUGACAACAUCCAAGUCAUUGAAAACCUCAACUACUUGAACUUGCCUGUUCUGCGGUGGACGUUCACGUACAUGAUGCGGCAGAAGUACAAGGAGUCUGUGCAGAGCCACGAGGCGACCACACAGUUUAUCACGCUGGUGGAGUGCAUCUUGGGCAUUGUGGGCAAAGGCAGCAUCGACUGCAAGUUGGUUGGGGAGCUCUUUGCGUUCCUGCCGGACAGCUUCAAGCACCACCUGUUGAACGCGUGCGAAGAGAUCUAUCUCAACAGCGAGAACUUCCCCAGCGUGCUGAUGGACGGGGUCAACGUCACGCAGUACCUCAACUGCAUCAUCUCGAGCUGCUCGAGGCUGCAGCUGGCGUGCAACAGCAGCAGCGCCAGCAGCAGCGCCAGCGGCAGCAAGUGCCUGGAGCUGAGCGAUGCGCUGGUGUUUUCGUUGAACCUGGCGCUCGAGAAGCUGCUCACCAUCUGCCACAACCUGGACCACCAGCAGAAGAAGCGGCUGGCCAACCGCACGGGCCUCUCGCGGGAGCUGGAGCUCGGCGUGAAGAUGGUGUCCAAGAUCAUCCUGCUCCACAAGUACUUCUUGGUGGAGCUGAUUCUCAAGCGCUCGGUGAAUCUCCAGCGCGACGUGUUGAUCAUGAACGCGACCAAGUUGUUCAACCACAAGAUCAUGCUCAAGAACCCGAAGCUCAAAAACUUGCUCUACGACGUCUUGAUCUCGCUCAAGGUGAUCAUCUCCGAAUCCAUCACCCAGCAGUUCCAGCGCAGCCAGUCCGCAGGCACCAGCAGCCCCGGCGUCUGGAUCAACAGGGGCGCCAUGGGCGCCACGGCUGCCACCCCCACCAACGCGUCCUUCUUCUCGCCCAUCAACUCCCCGAAGCCGGCCUCGGCCUCCCUCGCCGCCAGCCACGCUGUCCCGACAACCACCUCUCCGCUCACCCACGACGCCAGCAACGCUAACACCGCCGCCGACACUGCGUCUGGCCACGACCUUGGCGACACCAAGCCCCACGGCCUCGGCCACGGCCUCCUCCACGCCCCCAGCCACGGCCACGGCCACGGGCCGGGUUCUUCCCGGACAGGCAAACAGGGCUCAGCCCCGAAAAGGGGGGUUGCCGCAUUUGGAAACAAGGCAACAAACGCCCUCAGCAACGGCAACUCCGCGGCCGCGUACAUCAUCAUGCCGAACGUGCUCAACAUCAAGCCGCCCAGCUUCAACAACAACCUUCGCAGCUUGCUCAGCAUGUUCGACCUGCGGGACACCGUUCCCGAGAAGACCAUCCGGCUCUACACCGCUGCCCAGGGUUGGGACGGCGCCGUGGCCGCUGACCGCAGCGUGGCCAAGUACACGCCCAAGCCCUUCGAGCUGAUCGAGGACUCAAAACACCCGAAAAAACACAUCCAGAGAAAAAUGUCUGCCACCACCAGAGGAAACAACAGUAUGAUCGCCUUGUGCUUCGCAUUCCUGCUCUCGCAGGUCGUCCACGCAAGCAGCGACAGCAACCCGUACGUGCAGAACAACGGCAGCCUCGACGGCUACUACGAGCAGGACGGCAGCAGCAGUAGCAGUGCGGAGACAGCCUUGUCGGAAUCCACCACGAAGUGGUGGACUCCUGAAUCCAACACAUGGUCGGCUUCUGCCGCCGCAGCAUCGGAGCCUGCAUCUUCAGAAUCUACCACAAAAUGGUGGACUCCUGAAUCCAACACAUGGUCGGCUCCUGCCGCCGCCUCGGAGCCAGCAUCGUCGGAAUCCACCACCAAAUGGUGGACUCCUGAGUCCAACACAUGGACUGCCACCGCAUUGGCUUCUACUGCUGCUGCCUCUGCUCCAGUCGCUUCUGCCGCCGCCUCUGCUCCAGUCGCUUCUGCCGCCGCAUCUACACCAGUGGCUUCUGCCGCCGCAUCUGCCCCAGCAGCUUCGGCUGCCUCUGGAAAAUGCCAGGCAGAAUGGGCACAGUGCGGUGGUGCAGACUUCACCGGCGCCUCCUGCUGCCAAGAGGGCCUCACAUGUGUCUCUGCAAACUCAUACUGGGCUCGCUGUGUCAGCUCGACUACCCUUGCCUCCGGCGUCGCCUCCCAGCCAGCUAGUGCAGCUGCACCAGACACAGCAGCAGGUACCGGUACUCUCACUGCUCCCGCCGGCUCCGCCGCUGCCGACGCCACCACCGGCGUCACUGCUCCAGCCGCUAUCUCUGCAGUCUCUGCUGCAGACAACUCCAACAACAGCAAGCCAACAGCAGCUGUCACAGGUGUCUCUGCCGCAGCCGUCGGCCAAAGCACCUCCAUCGCUGGCUUCGCCAAGGCCGUCAACUCCAUCUCCAAACAGGCUUCCGCUUCCUCUAGCAACGGCGCUGCACCUUCAUCCGCCAACGGAGGAAUUGCAGCUGCUAUUGUAUUGGGUCUUGGUUUGGUCCUUGGAAUCUAA
Molecule: messenger RNA, 5808 nt
Organism: Pichia membranifaciens NRRL Y-2026
Lineage: Eukaryota; Fungi; Ascomycota; Pichiomycetes; Pichiales; Pichiaceae
Exons: 2
Coding region: 1-5808 (1935 amino acids)
Biological process (GO): carbohydrate metabolic process; regulation of transcription by RNA polymerase II
Cellular component (GO): extracellular region; mediator complex
Molecular function (GO): transcription coregulator activity; cellulose binding
Source: RefSeq, a predicted model, not a curated record